CCUCCCUGACGUGCCUCUACGACCACGCGCUUGCCCGGUGCAGCCCACUCAUGGGCACUCACGACUCACUCUUGACGCGCGAAUGACUGGCUGACCGAGCCUUUAUAGCUCGGAAGCGCACCCCCUUUUCUGCUCAUGACUCAGCAAGACACAGCGACCCGCCUCGAGCUCGUAGCCAAGCUCGCCAUCACCCGCCGAGCGAGGCACAGCAGCACCCACCUCUGCUCCGUCUGCGAGCGGAAACGUCGAUUGAGUUGAGACCGCACGCUGCACCACCAUCCUUCGACAUUACACAGGCGGCAACAUGUCGUCGGUGACGGAUCAUUCGCCUCCUUCGUUCUAUGCAGUCUACCUGCUGCGCUCUCUAGCUUCGUCCAACUCCACCAAGACCUACAUUGGUUCCUCUCCCGAUCCAGCGAGGCGCAAGAGGCAACACAAUGGACAAUUGACAGGCGGUGCAUGGAAGACGCGCACUGGAAGACCUUGGGAGACUGUGGCUGUGGUUUGGGGAUUCGGAAGCAAGAUUGCUGCCCUUCAAUUCGAGUGGGCAUGGCAGAAACCUCACCUCUCGAGGCAUCUUCGCUCUCGCCUGCCCGUCAAUCACACCAACGAUGGCGCUGAAAGCAGCACGUCCGUCCAUGGGCGCACCGCUGCGCACACAGUCACGUCCAGCAUCAACACCAUCUCCGUCCCGCUGUUUCCUGUCAGUUCUCGAAGCACAACAGCGCCCAUGUCCAAUGGCAAGCCGUACCUGAGCGCAGGAGGCGCACCAGCAAGACUCUUGGUACUAGACGCCUUGAUCCGAUCGGAACCUUUUGCGCAUUGGGGAUUGCGCAUCACCUUCUUCGACGAGUGGGCAUGGGGAGCAUGGAGGGGAUUGCAGAGACAGCCUAGAUGCGAACCCGCAGAGACCGGCAAUUCAGUCUUGUCGGAACACGCCGACCAGGCACAAUUAUCAAGAGGAGGGAGGAGGAUGCCUCCGGAUGACUUGGUGGGCGUCACGACAGAUUUCAGGGGAGUGGAUGGCGCGAGAAAAUGCUUGACUUUGCUCGAUGAGGAUGCCCGCAAAGCGCUCAAGCUGCCAGAAGGCUCUGAAGAAGACAGGAGCAUCUCGGGCGCUCUAGGCCCACAACGAGAAGUCUUCGAGCCAACAGCUACGGUUAGGGACAAGGGCAAAGGUAAAUCGAAGGUUGCGUCGUUCGGCGCAGCCGAUGUAUGGAAUCAGGAUAUGCCUGGUUUCGCCCGUUUGCCCGGUCACUGGACCCGCGCACUUCCACGAAGCGCAAACGCAAAGGCUGUGCGUCUUACGUGGAGGGACAUCCACUGUGCUCCUCGUCAGCCUCUUUUCCCAGAGAUUGCGCCAGCUGCGAGCUUCUCAGAAGGAUUGCAAGGUUUCGAACAAGCUGGCGGGCCGUCAGCAUCGGCAUGGGCAUUGCCAGGCGGUGCAACACAACAACUCCCGUUUAGAUGUGACGAUGACGACCUCUCCGAGAUAGCAUACGAGCGGCUGCAGCAUCUGCUUCGACGGACCGGCUCGUCGCUGCAGAUAUACGCCGAGGGUCGAGAGGAAGAUGCGAUGAGGCCGGACAUCGUCGACGCGUCUUCUGUGACCUGCUCUUUGUGCAGAGAUCCGGUGGAUUUGAGAGAUCACCUCUCUUAUGCUCUAUGUCCCGCACCGAUGACGGAGAUCCGACCCAUCAGUCCACACUGGUCGGCUCUGAGCAAGAGAAGCACACUCGCGAGGCCAGCACGUUCCGAGCACUGCGAUUCGGUCUUUCACUUGCCUUGUCUUGCGCAAGAUUGGUUGAGGAGAGUUGCAGAGCGCCAAUCGAGCUGCCGCGCCAACGACGAAGAGGUGCGAGGGCUGGAGGUGGAGGGGGCAUUUUUGUUGCCCACUCAUGGAAGAUGUCCAACCUGCUCCAAAGCACUCGGUCGGAGCCCUGCGAGCGAAGGGCAUUCUCGCGAUUCGGGCCAAACAUCGCGGGACACGUUGUGGAGCGAAGUGGUGAAGAGCACGUUUAGGCGGAAAGAGCUAGCUAUCGCCAAGCUGGCCAAGAUGCGAAAAGACGCGUCGAAAGCUCAGAAGACUCAGGCUGCUCUUCUUGAGAAGGCCAGAGCGGGCAAGAGAAGGAAGAAGGGAAGCGCGGCGGAGGGGACUUUUGAUGUGCGCUCGGACACGGGCAGCAUGGACGAUGCAGGACUUUUACGGAGGCUGGAUCGACUAGCACACGCCACAGCCGGCAAGUCUGGCAAAUCUGGAAAUGCGCGUAGCGGUACGAGCGUCGCAGCUGACCGCCUAGCUACGGUCAAGCAAGGUGGCGGCGAUUGGCAAGGCACUUCGACGUCAGAAGGCGUCGAUGAUCCUGUCGCUACCGCAGCUCUGCAAGGCGCGCUCUCGGCAGAAGAAGCUGUCCAUAUGCAGAUGGACGCUACGCAAAGUGCGCGACCGAGACCCAAGCCGCAAUUUCGUUCGAACAGGGAGCUCGUCGACCCUUUUCAUCUGUCCUGCCCAUCGCCCUCGUGCUCGUCGGGCGCCAUGUCCAAUCAACUCCCCUCGUCCCGCCCAGAGCGUCCUCAUCGCUCGAAUUCCGUCUCGUGCGAAUCGAGCGGGGUCGGUGUGCAUGCUCUGCGCGCGUAUGGAUCCGAUGGUCGCGCAAUCAAGGACAAGGACAGAUCACUGGCGCUCUCGCUCUUGCCAGCGCUAGACGAGCUCACCAAUGCUUCUUCCUUUUGCGAUACCGUCGAGGGUAUGCGCAUCAGCAGCAGCAGCAGAGGUUGCGAGGCAAUAGCAGCAGCGGAGCGAGGGCGAGGGGAUGAUGGGCGAGAAAUGUGGAGGAGGAUGAGAAAGGUUGAGAGUGGUGAGGUGGCAUCGUCAUCGUCAUCGUUGGGAAGAAGGAGGAUGUUGGAAAGGACCACUUCGGCACCAUCGAGCGCACCUCGACGCGAUGCUCCUGCGGUCGAUAUCAUCGAUUUGACCUGAUCCGAUAUAUAUAUGUAUAUUUUGUUUCCACUGCGGGAGGCAAACGAAUCUAUUCCUCUCAUCUUUUGAUUACA
Messenger RNA from Ceraceosorus guamensis, 3054 nucleotides. RefSeq lists its product as hypothetical. Gene Ontology annotation, biological process: double-strand break repair via homologous recombination. The coding region runs from base 305 to 2980 and encodes 891 amino acids. The transcript has 4 exons. Gene Ontology annotation, cellular component: Slx1-Slx4 complex. Gene Ontology annotation, molecular function: 5'-flap endonuclease activity; crossover junction DNA endonuclease activity. Lineage: Eukaryota; Fungi; Basidiomycota; Exobasidiomycetes; Ceraceosorales; Ceraceosoraceae. The record is from RefSeq and is a predicted model, not a curated record.